ACGUGUUGUAAUUGCAAUUGCAAGUGUAACUGUUCAAAACCACGGCGAAACAGUAGCCAAGAUGGACAAAAAGUCCUUUGAGACCGUGCUGGAUGAAAUUAGAAAGGCUGUUUUGACAGAAUAUAAAUUAAAAGCAAUUGAAUAUGUGCAUGGAUACUUCUCUAGUGAACAGGUAGUUGAUUUACUGAGAUAUUUUUCCUGGGCUGAGCCUCAGUUGAAAGCAAUGAAAGCAUUACAGCAUAAAAUGGUGGCUGUUCACCCAACAGAAGUGGUUAAUAUACUCAACUGCUUCACCUUCAGUAAAGACAAGCUAGUUGCUCUUGAACUGUUAGCUUCAAACAUUGUGGAUGCACAGAAUUCUCGUCCCAUUGAAGAUUUGUUUAGGAUAAACAUGUCUGAGAAGAAGCGAUGCAAGAGAGUGCUUGAGCAGGCUUUUAAAGGGGGCUGCAAAGCUCCUCAUGCUAUGAUAUCUUCUUGUGGAACGAUCCCAGGAAACCCAUAUCCCAAAGGAAAACCCAGUCGUAUAAAUGGAAUUUUCCCAGGAACCCCUUUGAAAAAAGAUGGUGAAGAAUGUACCAAUGAAGGCAAAGGAAUAGCUGCACGGAUUCUUGGACCAUCCAGACCACCUCCUUCAACAUACAAUCCACAUAAACCUGUUCCUUACCCAAUACCUCCAUGCCGGCCCCAUGCAACUAUUGCACCAAGUGCUUAUAACAAUGCAGGUUUGGUACCAUUAGCCAAUGUCAUAGCUCCAGGUGUACCCCCUCCACCUCCAUAUACUCCAAAUCCAGGAGGAACAGAAAAUGAAGACCUUUCCAAUCAGUCAAAACCUACACAGAAUCAAACAUUUUCCAACCCAGCAAGUCAGCUCUUUUCUCCUCAUGGUUCUAAUCCUUCAACACCUGCUGCAACUCCCAUCCCUACUGCAUCCCCAGUCAAAGCUGUAAAUCAUCCAUCAGCAUCAGCAGCUGCCACUGUUUCUGGACUGAACAUGUCGAGCGCUGUCCUUCCUGUGUUCCCAGGCCAGGUCUCCUCAGCCGUUCAUGUGCCUCAGCCGUCAACACCAAACCCGACAGUGAUCAGGACCCUUUCCUUGCCUGCUACACCCGCUGCUUCUGUCCACAGUACCACGUCCACUCCCAUUCCUUCCAUUUUUUCUGGCCUAGUGUCACUGCCAGGGCCUUCUGCUGCUCCUACCCCAGCCGCUCAGGCCACAUCUACACCUCGGGCCACUCUCACUUCAACUGAAACGUUUGCUUCCACUUCUCCUUUCACUAGUCUCUCCUUUUCUGCCAGCUCUACUGCUGUUUCUACCAACAACCCAAAUUCUGCUUCACUGUCAUCGGUUUUUGCAGGUCUUCCUUUGCCCUUAACACCAACAUCCCAAGGUAUAGCCAACCCAACUCCUUCUGUCAUUGCCAGUGGUUCUGCUCCCAGUGCUGCUGGCCCACUUGGUGUGAAUAAUCCUCUUCUGUCUGCUUUAAAAGGCUUUUUGACAUCAAAUGACACCAAUUUAAUCAAUUCCUCUGCUUUGUCAUCUGCUGUCACAAGUGGGCUGGCUUCAUUAUCUUCUCUUACUAAUCAAAACUCAGAUUCCCCUACUUCUCUCCCUAACAAGAGCUAUGCCCCAUCAGUUGUUCCCACUUCACAGAGGUCAUCCACUCCAGGGCUAGUCAUGUUCCCAGGCCUGACUACUCCUGCAGCUAACUCCACCUCCACUGCCCUGACACUGCCUGCACAGGCCCCACUAGCUGCUCCUGCUGCAUCCUCAGCAGCAGUACCAGUGAACUGUGGCUCCUCUGCUGUCCUCCUGCAUGGCACCCAUCCCAGCCCCUCAGACCUGCAUAUUUCAUCCACCCCCGCAGUAACGACUCUUCCGGUUAUGAUCAAAACUGAGCCCACGAGUCCUACUCCCUCAGCCUUCAAAGGCCCAUCUCAUUCUGUGAAUCCCCCUCAUGGCACUUUAAGUUUAUCGGGGACACUGGGUCGUGCAUACACUUCAACCUCAGUGCCCAUCAGUUUGUCUACUUGCCUUAAUCCUGCGUUGUCAGGGCUGUCCAAUUUGAGUGCUCCCUUAAAUAGUUCCAAUCCCCUUUCAUCUGUUUCCCUCCCGCCACAUGCUUCCUCUGCUCCCAUCGCUCCUGUGUUCACGGCUCUUCCUCCUUUUACAUCUUUGACCAGUAGUUUUCCUUUACCCGGCAACCCAUCUCUUAAUCCAUCAGUGUCUCUUGCAGGGUCAUUAAUAGCCACCUCAUCCUCCACCACCACCUCCACAGCCAUGCCUCAUCCUAGCUCCACAGCAUCUGUUCUCUCAGGGCUCUCUGUCUCAGCACCCUCCUCAGCAGCACCUUUCUCCCUCAACCUGUCUACUGCUGUCCCUUCCCUUUUUUCAGUCACCCAAGGGCCUCUGCCCUCUUCCAAUCCCUCCUACCCUGGCUUUUCUGUCUCUAAUACCCCGAGCGUUACCCCUGCUCUCCCUUCCUUCCCGGGGCUACAGGCGCCCUCCACAGUCACUGCUGUUACACCACUGCCUGUGGCCGCCACAGCCCCAUCACCGGCUCCAGUCCUCCCAGGAUUCGCUUCAGCAUUCAGUUCAAAUUUCAACUCUGCUCUUGUUGCACAAGCCAGUUUAUCAUCUGGACUUCAAGCUGCAGGCAGUUCUGUUUUUCCAGGCCUUCUAUCCCUCCCAGGUAUCCCUGGGUUUUCCCAGAAUCCUUCACAGUCAUCCUUGCAAGAAUUACAGCAUAAUGCAGCUGCACAGUCAGCAUUGCUACAGCAGGUCCAUUCAGCUUCUGCUCUGGAAAGCUACCCAGCUCAGCCUGAUGGGUUUCCUAGUUACCCUUCCACACCAGGAACACCAUUUUCCUUGCAACCAGGCUUGUCCCAAAGUGGGUGGCAAUGAAUUUUUUUUUUUUAAAUUCUUGGGAGCAACAUGAGAUUUGCCUAAGAACUGCAGUGAACAAUCUGACAAAUGGGCCAAAAGUCAGAAAAUGAAAAUGAAGAUAAUCCUAGGGAACUUGUGACAAGAGUUUGAAAUGCCGGUUGCAUUUUUUAAAAUAAUGGGUUUUUAAGUAUGAUUACUCCCCAUUCCCUUAUAUAAAUAUGCUGACAAUAAAUUGUAUGAAGAAUAGUAUUUAAAAACUACUUGGGGACUUUUCACCUUCCAUCCCACAAAAUUUUGAAUCAUGUAUGUUAUCUAUGUAGAAAGAAUAUUAAAGAGGAGACAGAACUCUUUAUAGCCAAAUACAGCCUUAAAUCUGCUUGUACAGCAUCCAUGACAGAAGUAAUAGUUGUGCCUCAGACUGAUGGGUUGCAUGUAGCGCUGAGGGAGUUACUGCCUUGGCACACAUGAGUGGUUCUUACUCACAUCAGCUGGAACACAGUGCUCUGUAUGUAUCCACAAAAGGGGAC
Castor canadensis (American beaver) is the source of this 3411-nucleotide messenger RNA. RefSeq names its product proline and serine rich 1 (gene Proser1). The record is from RefSeq and is a predicted model, not a curated record. Lineage: Eukaryota; Metazoa; Chordata; Mammalia; Rodentia; Castoridae.